UGCUCAUUUGCCUCAGGGAGCAGACUGGAUAAGGUGUACUUGGAGGCAGAAGUAAGGAAAGAGAGCAGCAGCAACCAUGGGUGCAGAGAAAAUAGAAAUGGAAGGUGCAGAUUCUACUCUUAUGGAGAAUGUUAAGAAGCCAAUCUCCAAGACUCACAACAAAUAUGAAAGACUGUUCCAACCCUGCCUGGCUGAAAUUGUGGGGACCAUGUUCUUUGUCUUCAUUAGUUGUGUGUCUGUCAUUGAGAACGUGCCAGCAGCAGGAAGGCUGCAGCCAGCUCUGGUCCAUGGGCUGGCUGUGGCAGUACUGGUGGCUGUCAUGAAUAACAUCAGUGGCUCCCAUUUCAACCCUCCCAUCACUCUUGCUAUCUACUUGUGUGGAGGCAUGGAGCUGAUUAUGGUAGGGCCCUACCUGAUCAGCCAGCUGAUUGGAGGAGUCAUUGGAGCUGGAAUGGCUAAGCUGAUGACCAGCCCAGAACACUUUAACGAUGCCACAGGAGCCGCCUUUGACGUUCUGAAGUCAGAGAGGCAGAUGUACAAAGCCCUCUUCGGAGAGGUGGCAAUGACCUGCCUGUUGACCAUGGCGGUGCUGAUGGUGGCAGUCAACAGCCGGACAAAAACGCCUCUCGCCCCGUUUGUGGUGGGCUGCACUGUCAUCAUCAACAUCUUGGCAGGAGGUGACAUAUCAGGAACUUGUCUGAAUCCUGCAAGAGCUUUCGGUCCAGCUGUGGUGGCCAACUACUGGACCUACCACUGGGUGUACUGGGUCGGACCCCUUGGAGGGGGAGUGGUGGCUGCUGCUUUGGUCAGGCUCAUCCUCGGAGAUAAUAAAUUACGAGUGAUUAUGAAAUCAUAGCAAGACUGUUUAUUGUCAUGGAGGUGGCAUUGAAGCUGUAAACAUUAUCAGUGCUUACUUCUGAGUCUUAUAACGUUUAAUAUUCUAUUUUAUGUAUAUUUUUCUUUCCAUACUGACUUUUGCAACUGUUGAUUUUUUAAACGUUUAAUAAAAACAUAUUUGAACUUUUCA
Messenger RNA from Girardinichthys multiradiatus, 1027 nucleotides. RefSeq names its product aquaporin-8-like. Gene Ontology annotation, cellular component: plasma membrane. Gene Ontology annotation, molecular function: water channel activity. Bases 77 to 856 code for a protein of 259 amino acids. Gene Ontology annotation, biological process: transmembrane transport; water transport. The transcript has 5 exons. The record is from RefSeq and is a predicted model, not a curated record. Lineage: Eukaryota; Metazoa; Chordata; Actinopteri; Cyprinodontiformes; Goodeidae.